AUAAAAUUUAAAAGGCAUUUAGAGUGCCACCUAGGAUUUGGGGUUUUUUUUAAUUAAUAUAAAAUUAAGGUUCUAAUUUUUCAAAUGCUUCUCAAUUAAUAUAUAGGGGAUUUUACGUAGUCAAUGAUUAGUUGGUAAAUAAAUAUAUGCAUAUAAUACUUGAGUAUUUAAUUUGUCAAUUGAAUACAUGAAGAAUUAAACUGUUGAUUUCAAAUACUUUAGAAAUAAAAUGCCCUAAUAGAAUCUUGUUUUUUUUUUCCUUAGCUGCGAGUCUGACAGUAAGAGCAUGAUUAUCUGGGGUCCUUAGUGGGUUUCUUAGUGCGUGGGUCCCCACAAAAUCCUUAAGGAUCGGUUACAAAAACUACUAAUUAAGAACCGAUCUUAGUGAGUUUCUUACACUUUUCGCGGGCCCCACUGACACGUGGCGGCCCGCGAUUGGUUUGCUUUUUAAUUUUUUUUUUUUUUUUUAAACUAAGAAACCCAUUCGGUUUCUUAGGGAUAAUCAUGGCCUAAGUAUUCUUGUGGUGUUGGGGGUCGUAGCAUUUUUUAUCAGAAAGAGGAAAACAUCAAAUGCUCAGAGAAGAAAAACCCUCAAGGCUCUUACCCUGCUGAAGCAUUAUCACUACAAUGAAGUGAAGAGGUUUACAAACUCAUUUGCUUGUGUAGUUGGGAAAGGAGGAUUUGGAACUGUUUACAAAGGAAACCUUCCUGAUGGCCGUAAGGUCGCGGUGAAGGUUUUGAAGGACUCAAAGAGCAAUGGUGAAGAUUUCAUCAACGAAGUCGCCAGUAUGAGCCAAACAUCUCAUGUCAACAUUGUUUCUUUGGUUGGAUUCUGCUAUGAAGGAUCAAAAAGAAUGAUUGUUUAUGAAUUUCUAGAGAAUGGGUCUUUGGAUCAAUUUAUAUCCACAAACGCGGCCUCAUCAAUUGCUGAAUGGAGAAGAACGCUUUACGAUAUUUUACUAGGAGUUGCUCGUGGUCUUGAGUACUUGCACUACGGCUGCAAAACAAAGAUUGUGCAUUUCGACAUUAAACCGCAGAACGUGUUGUUGGAUUGCAAUCUUUGCCCCAAAGUUUCUGACUUUGGCCUCGCUAAGCUCUGCGAGAAAAAAGAGAGCAUCAUGUCACUGUUGGACACAAGAGGCACGAUAGGGUACAUUGCGCCAGAGAUGAUCUCCAGAGUUUAUGGUGGUGUGUCUCACAAGUCAGAUGUCUAUAGCUAUGGAAUGCUGGUACUUGAGAUGAUUGGUGCAACAAACAAAGACACUGUCGAAAACCCUACCUCAAACACUAGCUCGAUUUAUUUCCCAGAUUGGAUUUAUAAUGAUCUUGAAAAUGAACAACAGAGUAGGCUUUAUGGGGAUGAUGACCUAACCAAAGAAGAAGAAGAAAUCACGAAGAAGAUGAUCUUGGUGGCUCUGUGGUGUAUCCAAUCUUAUCCAUCGAAUAGACCAUGCAUGAAAAGAGUUGUAGAGAUGAUGGAAGGAAGUUUGGAUGCUCUUGAAGUCCCUCCUAGGCCUGUUUUUCAAGUUCCCAUUGCGCCUCUUCAAGAAUCUUCCACAGUUUUGAGGGAUAUUUCGGUUUACAUAGGCUUUAAUUGGUAGAAGGGAUGAUAAAGCAAUAGCAGUAUGCUAUAUAAACAGUAAGCUGCGAAAAUUGUAUGUUUUAAUUAAACUAUAUUUAAAAGAAUAUUUGGUAGAACAGUAUGAACAUGUUAUU
Molecule: messenger RNA, 1716 nt
Organism: Brassica napus (rape)
Lineage: Eukaryota; Viridiplantae; Streptophyta; Magnoliopsida; Brassicales; Brassicaceae
Product: LEAF RUST 10 DISEASE-RESISTANCE LOCUS RECEPTOR-LIKE PROTEIN KINASE-like 2.5
Exons: 1
Coding region: 789-1601 (270 amino acids)
Biological process (GO): protein phosphorylation
Molecular function (GO): protein kinase activity; ATP binding
Source: RefSeq, a predicted model, not a curated record